This is a messenger RNA of Galendromus occidentalis (western predatory mite), 1696 nucleotides long. Its product is annotated as elongation of very long chain fatty acids protein AAEL008004. Gene Ontology annotation, biological process: sphingolipid biosynthetic process; very long-chain fatty acid biosynthetic process; fatty acid elongation, polyunsaturated fatty acid. Lineage: Eukaryota; Metazoa; Arthropoda; Arachnida; Mesostigmata; Phytoseiidae. Gene Ontology annotation, molecular function: fatty acid elongase activity. Bases 147 to 989 code for a protein of 280 amino acids. The record is from RefSeq and is a predicted model, not a curated record. Gene Ontology annotation, cellular component: endoplasmic reticulum membrane. The transcript has a single exon.
AAGAAUCGUCGCAAGGGGAAGUUAGCGGUACGGAAAGUUUGCUGUCGAGUUGACUGGAUAAGAACUCGCAUCGUGGACGAGCGCACUGUGGAGUACUCGUGAAGCUCUAGAGUGUGUUGUGUAAAUUUCACCAGAACCCGACCGAAAUGCCAAUCAUCGUGGACCAAUUGCAAUGGGCUUACCAUGGGAUCAUGGAGAACACGGACCCCCGAGUGGCCAAGUGGCCUCUCAUGGGGAACCCCAUGUCAAUCAUCUCGAUUGUGGCCUGCUACGUGUACUUCGUCAAGAUCUACGGUCCGAAACUUAUGCGGGACCGGAAACCGUACCCGAUCAAGAAUUUCAUAAUCGUCUAUAAUGUGUUCAUGGUGCUCGCGAAUGCGUGGUUCUUCUUCUACGGAGGUAGUUACACGUAUCUCGGAGGUGGAUACUCGUGGUUUUGCGAAGCUGCCAACUACGGUUCGGACCCAAAACAGAUGACCAUCAUCUCGAUCGGUUGGUGGUACAUGCUUCUGAAAAUCACAGAGUUGCUGGAUACGGUGUUCUUCGUUUUUACGAAAAAGUUCUCGCACAUCUCGGUUCUUCACGUGAUCCAUCAUUCAUUGGUUGCUUGUUCCGUCUGGCUCGGAGUUAACUUCGGUGCAACUGGUCAGAACGCUUUCUUCCCCCUCAUCAAUUGCGUGAUCCACUGUAUCAUGUAUGCGUAUUACGCGAUGGCUGCUCUGGGUCUCCAGAAGUACCUCUGGUGGAAACGAUACCUCACCCAGAUGCAGAUGUCUCAGUUCAUCUCGCUCAUCAUCCACGGAUCAAUUCCUGUGUUCUACGACUGUGGAUUCCCGCCAUAUUUCGGAUACAUCACCAUAUUUGAGGCGUCUCUGUUUUUCGUUCUCUUCUUCAACUUCUACAUGAAGACGUAUAAGAAGACUCCGGCUGCCGUGAAAAACGCCGACAACGGAGUGCAUUUCGCCGCGAAAACAAUCAAGGCCCAGUAAAUGCUCAAGAUCCGCCGACGUCAUUGUCGUCGUUGCCGCUCAUUUAGGACCAAUUUAGGACAACUGUAAAUAAUUUAUGAAGAUGGCUCAACCCCCUAAUGGAAUUCAACGUCCGUCUUCAACUCAGUGCUCAACUUGCGCAUUUACGUCGCCGCCUGGAUUGAGGAGACAUCUCUCGCACUUGGUGUAGUUCUAAGUGUUGUGUUGUUUGUAUCUCUCUGUUUCAUUUUUUGAAUUCAUCGUCGGUACCACGAGUCGUGCUCAUAAAUCCAGAAGACCCCUACACUGUUUGUCUGAUACAUGUGGAACUGGUGCAUUUAUGCACCGACUGCCAAAAAGCUGUUGAUGGCAAAACCAAAACAUAUGCUUUUGGAAUCUGGAGCUCCUCCUAGAAUCUCUCAUAUGUGGCAACGAGCUCCGAUCGUUCCUCAGUGCCACCAUCGCUUCUUCAAUCGAUCCCGGCAGUGAGAUGACCCGGACCCGAAAGAACGCUCUGUUGGUUAUACUGAAAGAAGUCCGUGCCGGAAGUUAUAGGUAGUCCGAACCAGAGCGAUCGAAUCCGAGAUCGAUUUUCAAGAAGAACGACUGCAGUCAAUACGAUGAUGAUAUAGAAAUAUAUUAUGCGGAGGACGGCCAGCGAAUUCGAUCGUGGGAAGCUCUGUUACUUCUCCGACCCGAAAACAUGUUGCAAGCGAAUACUGUAGAAG